Molecule: messenger RNA, 846 nt
Organism: Penicillium griseofulvum
Lineage: Eukaryota; Fungi; Ascomycota; Eurotiomycetes; Eurotiales; Aspergillaceae
Product: Peptidase C12, ubiquitin carboxyl-terminal hydrolase 1
Exons: 4
Coding region: 1-846 (281 amino acids)
Biological process (GO): protein deubiquitination; ubiquitin-dependent protein catabolic process
Cellular component (GO): cytoplasm
Molecular function (GO): cysteine-type deubiquitinase activity
Source: RefSeq, a predicted model, not a curated record
AUGUUUAACCUAGGAGUUCAGGUCAUCAACGGCCAAAAGACCUUUAUACCACUAGAAAACAACCCAGAGGUUCAUACGCAUCUAUGUAAGAACCUCGGAGUAUCCCCGAGCCUCACCUUCCAUGAUAUCCUCUCCACCACCCCAGAAAUGCUCUCCCGGAUCCCACGACCUGUAAACGCCCUCAUCCUCCUCUGUGACAAACCCAUCUACCUUGCCGUGCGUUCUGGCGUCGAACACAGCAUACCCGAGUAUCUCGGGAGCGGGGCCGAUGAGCCUGUACUGUGGAUGAAGCAGACGAUUGGACAUGCGUGUGGGCUGAUGGCAUUAUUACAUGUGGUUGUCAACCUGGAGAAUGGGAAAUAUGUCACGGCUGGAUCAGAGCUAGAGAAGAUUGUGAAACUUGCGGUUGAGUUGGGGCCGGUGGAGAGGGCACGGCUCUUUAAUAACACAAUGACUACAAUCCUCAUCACAGGUGCCAUAGGCAAACAAGGAGGUUCUGUAAUUGAGAACCUCCCAGAGAGAAAAAAAAAAAAAAAAGCUCCUUUCAAGAUCCUCGCCGUGACUCGUAACCCCGAUUCCACUGCGGCGAAGAAGUUCGCUCAAAAGUCAUCCAAUAUCACAUUAAUCCAAGGUAACCUUGAAGACCCAGCUGCCAUCUUCAAGAAUGUAAAAUAUCAAACCUCAACCCGGGUUUGGGCCAUAUUUAGUGUCCAGACUGCCAAUCCCAAAAAUGCAAAUGAUGAUGAAAGACGUCAAGAAAUUGAUCUUAUAGACGAGUCCAUUAAACAAGGCGUCAAAUACUUCGAGUAUAGCUCUGUCGACCGUGGCGGCGAGAGAUUAGACUAA